Lactuca virosa is the source of this 1526-nucleotide messenger RNA. The record is from the annotation of a GenBank genome assembly. NCBI's taxonomy places the organism in Eukaryota, Viridiplantae, Streptophyta, Magnoliopsida, Asterales, Asteraceae.
CGUAGCUGCAGGCCACCGUGCCACCUCCCUCAUGUUUGGAUGUCUUGGGGCCUUUGUUCCACGCCACGAAUCCCACACUUCCUCCAUGCAAAACGAGAAGACACCCUACAAUUCCAAUUUCCAAGUCCCAACCAAUUUCUCCAUUUGGGGCAUUUCGUCGAACACGUAAUAGGACUCAUAUUAGGCAGCAAAGCAAACCAAAUCCUCGCGAUUUCCUGCAACCUUCGUAAAACAACCCAAUUCAACGGUGUUUAACAAUUUUAUACCAUCUCCGUAUGUACGAUUGAAAGUAAUAAUUCAGGAACGGCGAGCUCGUCACCGAGGCAGCGGUUGUCGGCGUCGAUGAGUGCAGAGGCAUCAUCAUCAUCAUCAUCAUCAUCAAGUGAGAUUAAUUUUCAAAAUUCUUCGUCAAUUCAAACGAAUUCGAUGGCUUCUCCUUCGAAUGUCAAUAUGGGUUUCUCGGAAAGGGCGUUAUCAGCCGCCGGGGCCGCGUUUUUGUCCGCCAUCAUAGUCAACCCCCUCGAUGUCGCCAAGACAAGGUUGCAAGCUCAGGCUGCUGGUGUUCCUUUUCAGAAUCUAAGCCACACAUGUUCCUUUGGUACUAACACGAUGUUACCAGAUACAAGAUGUUUUCCAUCAUGCUACCGAUCAGUUCUUGGUGAACCAUCAUGUUCUCCAUAUAAAGGCACUCUAGAUGUCUUCUACAAAGUUAUACGCCAGGAAGGAUUUGGCAGACUUUGGAGGGGUACAACUGCAAGUUUAGCAUUAUCUGUCCCCACAGUGGGCAUCUACUUGCCUUGUUAUGACAUUUUGUGCAAUUUUAUGGAAGAAUAUUCAUCACAAAAUGCACCAAGCAUGACUCCUUAUGUCCCCCUAGUUGCUGGUUCUGUUGCUCGUUCACUUGCUUGUAUUACUUGUUAUCCUAUUGAACUUGCAAGAACCCGUAUGCAGGCGUUUAAAGAUACCCGUCAUGGUAAAAAGCCUCCAGGAGUGUUGAAAACACUCGAUGGGGUAAUCUCCACAAACAGAAGCACGGGUACCCUUGGAAGCUCAUUACAUAGGUUUAGAUUCCUGUGGACUGGGCUUGGGGCCCAAUUAGCACGUGAUGUUCCAUUUUCUGCAAUUUGUUGGGCUACUCUUGAACCUGUGAGGAGACAAAUAUUUGCCAUGUCAGCAGGUGACGUGUCAAGUCCUGUGACUGUUGUUGGUGCAAACUUUUGUGGUGGGUUUGUUGCAGGAUGCCUUGCUGGCGCAUGUACAUGUCCUUUAGACGUUGCCAAAACCCGGCGUCAAAUAGAGAAAGAUCAAGUACGAGCGAUGAAAAUGACCACAAGGCAAACAUUGAUUGAAAUAUGGAGAGAUGGAGGAAUGAAGGGACUAUUCAUGGGAGUUGGGCCACGUGUUGCACGUGCAGGCCCAUCGGUGGGUAUUGUAGUAUCCUUUUAUGAAGUUGUUAAGUAUGUUCUACACAACAGAAAAUAUCAGACAAAGAACUAGAGAACUUGUUAUCAAUUUCUUAACGGAUG